AUGAUGAGUUCAGCAAGCAGAACUUGGGCUGUAGCAACCAGUGUUGGAGUUGUGGAGGCCUUGAAGGACCAGGGUCUGUGCAGAUGGAACAAUGCCUUAAGAUCAGCUCAACAUCAAGUCAAAAACCAUGUGAGAUCAUUGUCUCAGGCAAAGAAUCUUUCUUCCUCUUCCUCUGCUAUGGUUUCUAGUAGACUGAAGGAAGAGGGGGCAAAGCAGUCAGAAGAAUCCAUGAGGACAGUUAUGUACUUAAGUUGUGGGGGCAGAGAUUUCAUGGGUCAUGUCCAAAAUUUCUAUUCUAUUGCCACAGAUUUUGAUGUAAAUUUUGAUGAAUGA
Messenger RNA from Sphenostylis stenocarpa, 333 nucleotides. NCBI's taxonomy places the organism in Eukaryota, Viridiplantae, Streptophyta, Magnoliopsida, Fabales, Fabaceae. The record is from the annotation of a GenBank genome assembly.